Molecule: messenger RNA, 1838 nt
Organism: Hevea brasiliensis (rubber tree)
Lineage: Eukaryota; Viridiplantae; Streptophyta; Magnoliopsida; Malpighiales; Euphorbiaceae
Product: disease resistance protein RPV1-like
Exons: 8
Coding region: 8-1768 (586 amino acids)
Biological process (GO): signal transduction; defense response
Molecular function (GO): ADP binding
Source: RefSeq, a predicted model, not a curated record
CGCCCCUAUGCGGAAAUAUGAUGUCUUCCUCAGUUUUAGUGGCCAAGACAUCCGCCAUAGUUUUGUUAGUCAUCUCCGCGAAGCCCUGUGUCAACAGCAAAUCAAUACUUUCACGGAUGAAAACCUUGAAAUGGGAGAAGAAAUCUCUCUUACCCUCUUGAAAAAAAUUGAAGAAUCAAAUAUUUUAGUAGUUAUUUUCUCCAAAAGCUAUGUUGAUUCUCCUUGGUGUCUGGAAGAACUCGAAAAAAUACUCGAAUGCAAGGGUUCCAUAGAUCAAAUAGUUUUCCCAAUUUUUUACCACGUGGAUCCCGAAGAUUUUCAAGAGCUCAAAGGGAGUAUUGGAGAUGCACUUGCUAAGUACAGAGAAAAAUUCACGAACAAUUCCGACAAGGUUGAGAGAUGGAGCCAUGCGUUGAUGGAAGUAGCCAAGUUAACUGGUUGGGAUUCAAAGAACAUCAAGCCUGAAUCCGAAUUGAUUAAGAUAAUUGUCAAUGACAUUCGGAAGAAAUUGAACAUUUGGGGAAUUGGUGGUAUAGGUAAAACAACCAUUGCAGGGGUUUUGUACAAUCGAAUCUCUGCUCAAUUUGAAAGUCAAUGCUUUGUUGCAAAUGUGAGGGAAGAAUUAGAAAAGCGCACCACCAACAUGCUUUUGAAGAAGAGGGUUCUUAUCGUUCUUGAUGAUGUGAGCAGUCCCCUGCAGUUAAAAUCUUUGCUGGAAGAGCACGGUUCAUAUGGUUCAGGGAGCAGAAUUAUUAUAACAAGUAGAAAUAAGCAAGUGCUUAAUUAUGGGUGCACCAAAAUUUAUGAGGUUAAGGAGCUGCUUCACCAUGAAGCUUUUCAGCUCUUUCAAUUUCAUGCAUUCAGGCAAAAUCAACCUUCAAAAGCACAUGUGUAUUUGUUAGAAGGGGCUAUAAACUAUGCUAAAGGCAUUCCAUUAGCUCUUAUAUUGUUAGGUUCCAACCUAUGUGAUAAGCAUAUUGAAGAAUGGGAAAGUGAGUUAGUAAAGUUAGAAGGUACUCCCAAUAAGGAUAUUCAAAACAUUCUGAGAAUUAGUUAUGAUGGACUAGAUCAGAAUGAAAAGAAUAUAUUUCUUGAUGUUGUGUGUUUCUUUAAAGGGGAAGACAAAGAUCAAAACAGGUUAGAGGUGCAUGAUUUGCUACAGCAAAUGGGCAAGGAUAUUGUUGACCAAGAAUGUAUAAAACAACCUGGAAAGCGUAGCAGGUUGUGGAACUACAAGGAUAUCUACCAUGUAUUAACAAAGGAUAAGGGGACUGCUAGAGUCGAAGGCAUAAUUCUGAACAUGUCCCAAAUUAAAGAUAUCGAACUAAGUUCUACAGUCUUCAUGAAAAUGGAAAAUCUUAGAUUCCUGAAAUUCUACAAUCCUUGCUCUGCAAAAAUAAAAGUGCACUUUCCUAAAGGCCUCAACUUGCUUCCUGAUGGGCUAAGGUUUCUUCAGUGGGAUGAAUAUCCUCUGAAGUUUUUUCCAUCAAAAUUUUCCCCCAAGAAUCUCAUUGAAUUUCACAUGCGUAAAAGCCAACUCAAACUACUUUGGGGUGAAGAUCAGAUUGCUGAAAAUUUACAAUUUAUGGACCUCAGCCAUUCUAUGAACCUAAUUAAAAUACCAGAGUUGUCUAAAUUCCCAAAACUUGAGGUUUUGCAUUUGAAGGAUUGUACAAGUUUGGUUGGGAUUUCCACGUCUUUAAAGUUGCUCAAAAUUGGCAAGUCUUCCAGGCAGCAUUGGGGAGUUGAAAUCUCUUCAGUAUCUUGAUCUCCAAGGAUGCUCAAACCUAGCAAGUCUUCCAAAUGGCAUUGGCGAGUUGAAAUAUCUUCAGCAUCUU